Thrips palmi is the source of this 1164-nucleotide messenger RNA. RefSeq names its product E3 ubiquitin-protein ligase TRIM32-like. Gene Ontology annotation, biological process: protein ubiquitination. Bases 450 to 1037 code for a protein of 195 amino acids. The record is from RefSeq and is a predicted model, not a curated record. Lineage: Eukaryota; Metazoa; Arthropoda; Insecta; Thysanoptera; Thripidae. Gene Ontology annotation, molecular function: ubiquitin protein ligase activity. The transcript is spliced from 5 exons.
UUGAAACAGGGGCAGUUUGAAACAAACACCAAUAUUAAAGCAAUGAAGGCUGCCGAAGGAAAUGUGAGUGUGCACAAUCUUCUAUUUUCAUGAUCUUACUGAUUUGCGAUCGACACGCUCGUCAACGGCGCACUUUGGUGCCCUUGAAAACAAGGUGAAACUUCGGUAACAUUGAAAUUGGUCGAAACCUAAUUUUCUAUGUCACGGGAGUUUCCGUCUGGGUUUCGCUAGUAAGCGAUCAUCCCCCGCGCUUUUAAUUCAUCUUUUAGUACCAUAUUAGGCAAGCGUAACGCACCCUCGGACACUGACGUAGCCCUCACCAAGUCCCGCGGGGAGCAGCACAACUGGAAUGGUACCCUCUGGGGUAGUUUGAAACAGAAGUGGAUGGGGCAGUUAGAAACACAGCAAUAUCACAAGCAAAAACGUUUUACACAAGCCCUUCGGUGCAGAUGGAGUGCUCGGUGUGCCUCGAGGCCUUCGACCGGGAAGUGCGCCGCCCCAAGGCGCUGCCCUGCGGACAUUCGUUCUGCUUGCGCUGCCUGCAGAACCCGGACUUCGGCCACCACUGCCCGCAAGACCGCAGGGCCUUCAGGAACGAGCCAAUUGUGAACCUGCCCGACAACUUCAACGUGCUCAGCAUGCUCGGGGACGGGGCAGCAAGGGAUGAGGCAGUGUGGUGCGAGGCGUGCGACCGCCAGUUCAGCGGCGACUGCGCGGACGCCGGCCACAGGCCAUGCAGCGUGCGCCGGAGACGCGCCCUGCAGGACCAGCGAGGACCCGACGUACAGCAAGGACUUCAGGACCUGCGCCGUGAGCUUCAAGAGUUGCGUCAACAGUAUGGUGUGCCCCAUUCGUUGAUUAACGGUCAAAUACGGCUCCGAUCCACCCUGCAGGUCGAGGACCAGCAGCGCGGCGCCGCACCCCCACGCCUGCACCUGGACGUGCAGGAGAUGAGCGUGGAGGAGGGAAUGUUGAAGGAGAGAAAUGACCUGCUAUUGAGUGGCCGUUUGGACCAGGUGAGUUUUCACCGAGAUUGAGAGGGAGAACGGUAGGAAAUAAGUUGACUUACCUUCAAAGUGAGUUUUAAUAUUCCUACCGUGCCUUAGCGUGGUUUGUACAUGAAAUUACUACACCUCUUUUUUUACGUUCCAAAUUUCAUCGGAA